Messenger RNA from Brachypodium distachyon (stiff brome), 3067 nucleotides. RefSeq names its product zinc finger BED domain-containing protein RICESLEEPER 2-like. Bases 791 to 2395 code for a protein of 534 amino acids. The transcript is spliced from 4 exons. Lineage: Eukaryota; Viridiplantae; Streptophyta; Magnoliopsida; Poales; Poaceae. Gene Ontology annotation, molecular function: DNA binding. The record is from RefSeq and is a predicted model, not a curated record.
CCAGUCGUGCGGUCAUGCCCUAUCUCUCGUUCCCCUCUGCCCUAGCCGCCGCCCGCCCGCCGUCACUGCCCUCACCGCCGCCGCCCACCACCUCUGCCCUCACCGCCGCCGCCGCCGUCUCUGCCCUAGCGACCCCGCCCCCGCUCUCUUGAAUCUUGAUGGAGAUGGACGAUGAUGAAUCGGGUGACGGCCGUGAGAGGUCUUUGUCCUCGAUUUUGAAGGAGAAGGGCAAGACGAAGGGCACGAAGGCGCCGACGGGGAAGACGAAGACGACGGUCGCCAGCGACGUCGCGGCGGCGAUGGCGCGGUCGAAAUCCAACCCCUCCAUUGUCCUCGUCGACAAGCCGGGGCAGCGUCAUCGAGCCCCUCCUCCUCGGCCUCUCCUUGCACCUGCAACUGCACGCGCAACAGCAAGGGCGCCGCAGCCGGUGUUUCUACAUCAACGGGCUGCAUCUCCAAGACCAAAACCAAAGCUUCAUCCAAUUUGUCAAUGAAAAAAUAACAGGAAGAGGAUGUGGAAGAGGGCCAGCAACGUGAGGAAGAGAUCAAGCAACCUGAUACUGAUAUGGAACAAGAUAAGUCAGAGGACAACUCAUUUGAUUUUGAUGAUGACAUUGACAUGUCUGAGGAUGGUAUAGGGGGUUCUGAAGCAGCUGAUUAAGUAGAACAAGAAGUUGUGGAUCUUAGCUCAGAAGAUGGAAAGAAAAAGAAGAGAAAGGGGAGAUGUGGAGGGGUGAAAACUACCAAAUCCAAGGAGUUGUCUAAAUGUUGGUUGUACUUUAGGAAGAUAAUGGUGCCAUCAGUUGAUGAUCCAAACGUGGAGGAGAUGAAAGCAAGGUGUAGGUAUUGCGCUAAUUUGCUAACAUACAAACAAGGUUCAAGCACUUCUCACCUUUUGAGGCAUAAGAGAUCUUGUACCGCAAUCAAGGCCAACCUUCAGAGAUUAAGUGUGCAAUCACGCCUUGGAUUCCAACCAAUUAGUGCUAGUUCUGGUCUUCCUUUGCAAGUCCCAACUAAUGGGUUUGAUCAGGCUACUGUCAAGGAGCUGAUUGCUAAGAUGAUUGCUGCCCAUGACUACUCUUUCAGAAUGGUUGAGCAUGAGUGGUUCAAUGCUUUGAUGAAGUACAUGAACCCACUGUAUAAACAAAUUGGCAGGAAGGCAAUAAGAGCUGAAUGCUUGAGGGUGUACAAGGAUGAAAAAGAGAUGCUUAAGGCUGAGUUGAAGCAUGUUGCUUACAUAAGCCUCGCCACAAAUUUGUGGACAAGCAAUCAGAGCAUAUCAUAUAUAUGUGUGGUGGCACACUAUAUAGAUAAAGAUUGGAAAAUGCAGACCCGUGUGCUGUCCUUCACGGAGUUAGACCCACCUCACACUGGACACGUCAUUGCUGAUGCAGUGUUUGUGUGUGUGGCUGAAUGGAAGCUAGAGAAGAAGAUAAUUUCCAUCACACUUGACAAUGCAUCAAACAGUGAUGGGGCUGUUAGAGAUCUGAUGGCAAUGUUUGAUGUUCGAAGAGGGACAUCCUUUGAUGCCAAGUAUUUCCAUGUGAGGUGUUGCGCUCACAUCAUCAACCUUGUGGUGCAGGAUGGGACAGCAUAUAUGACAAACUUGGUUAGCAAUUUGAGAGAGAUUAUAAAGUACUUCAAGAAGUCUCUUGCUCGGCUACACAAGUUCACUGAGAUUUGCAGGGUGUUAGGACUUGAGAUAGGAAAACAUUUGUGUUUGGAUGUUUGCACGCGGUGGAGUUCAACCUACAAGAUGAUCAAUGUUGCUUACCCAUAUAGGCAAGCAAUGAAAUCAUAUGCAAUUUCGGAUGCCAACUACAAGUGGGAGCCUUCCAAGCAAGAAUGGAAUUUGUUUAAGCUUAUUGAGCCUUUGUUGUAUGCAUUUGCUUGUGUUGCUACUUCAUUUUCAACAACAUCAUACCCCACCUCAAACAUAUUCUAUCCCCACAUUGUGAGUAUCAAGAAAGAAUUGAGAAAGGCCAUGGUUCAUCAAAAUCAGCUCUACAAUGAUAUGGGGCAUAAAAUGAUGGAGAAGUUCAACAAAUAUUGGGAAGACACAAGCAAUGUGAUGGUCAUUGCCACCUUCCUAGAUCCAAGGUACAAAAUGAAAUAUGUGCAAUGGUGCUUUCAGCAGAUUUAUGACGAGGACAAGGGUAAAACUGAGUUAAAGGACUUCAAGAUGGAGUUGGAGACCUUGUAUGAAAAGUUUGAUGCCCAAAUCAAGCAAACUUCACAGCGGGCUGGUGUCUCAACAUCUAAUGCUUCUUCCAUGGCAAGUAGCUCAAUGCCACCAGCAGAUUCUGAGUUUGCGGCUUUCUUGAGUGCCACUUCCGCACAACCAUCCAAAAGUUCACUUAGAAAAACUAUAUGGAUGAUGCAAAUGAACCAAUGAAUCCUAAGUUUGAUAUCCUUGGGUAGUGGAAGUUGAAUGGACAUAGAUAUCCUGUGUUAGCGGUCAUGGCUAGAAGGUUUUUAACGGUCCCAGCCAGUUCUGUCUCCUCUGAAUCAACUUUCAGCACUGGUGGAAGGGUUCUAGAUGACUUUAGGAGCUCGCUGAAACCUUACAUGGUGGAGGCCUUGGUGUGUGCCGCAAGCUAUAUCAAGGGAACCCAUAGGGACUUGAAUUUGGUGGAACAAGAGGAUGAUGAGGUGGAGGAUGUUGAGAAGAUAACUUUGCCUAGUAGUGUGGCAGAUUGCAACUGAUAGUGUGGUGGCUGUGAAGUGUGGCUAAUUUCAUGUCUUCUGGAUAGGGUGGGCAGCUGGCUGUUUGAUUGUUUCAACGACCUUAAGAAUUCAUAUUUUCUCGUCGUAGUGAACUGCUUUAUUAUUUUCCAAAUGGCAAUGUUAUGCCUAUCUCGUGGACUUCUUUUAUUUGUGGAUGUGAUUCUGUGAACUUGUGCCUGUGAGCUAUGCCUGUGAACUUGUGCCUUCGGCUGGGAGCUUGUGAGGCUGUGAGUGUGGAAUUGUGCCUAUGAACUUAUGCUGUGAUGAUGUGAACUAUUAUUUCUGCUGUUAGUUGUUACUUUGUGAGGCUGUGAAUCUGUGAUCUAUGAUUAUUUUGUUA